Girardinichthys multiradiatus is the source of this 3218-nucleotide messenger RNA. It is a transcript of the gene sarm1, whose product is annotated as sterile alpha and TIR motif containing 1. Bases 633 to 2771 code for a protein of 712 amino acids. Gene Ontology annotation, biological process: negative regulation of MyD88-independent toll-like receptor signaling pathway; response to axon injury; signal transduction. The record is from RefSeq and is a predicted model, not a curated record. NCBI's taxonomy places the organism in Eukaryota, Metazoa, Chordata, Actinopteri, Cyprinodontiformes, Goodeidae. Gene Ontology annotation, cellular component: dendrite. The transcript is spliced from 8 exons. Gene Ontology annotation, molecular function: signaling adaptor activity; protein binding; NAD+ nucleosidase activity.
AUGUUUACAGCACAGAGACGCUGCUCGCUCUGCGCAUGCUGUGACCGGUUGUAUCAAAGGUGGAGGACAGGAGGAUGGAGAUUUAGCGGAUGAGCGCUUAUUAACCCAAACCCUGCGGUAGAAUCACGGUCUAAAAUUAACUGAAUGAUGCGAUUAGUAUUGAACUACUCUGAAGAAGUGUUGUUAUUGAUGUUUAUGCUCCAUUAGGCCGUUAAACACCUCGGGUUGCGGUGGAAACGAGGACUAUGACAACAACAAUCAUCCUUUGUCUGCGCUAAAUGAGGAAACGCACAAUAGUUCUUUCUUCGUCAGAAAGAAGAAGCCCUUUUCUUCGCAGCAGUUAAUAUUUUGGUGUACUAAGCUUCAGUUUGUGCUUGUUUGGAGAAAAACAAAGAAAUGUCAUUGGAGGACAGAGCUGUAGACUAAACAUCUGCUGAGCUGAAGAUCUGCUUUUGACACCAUCAGAGUGGAGGUGAUUCAAUGCGAUGAAAGCUGUCAGGUGGUAUCUGUAGUAUCUUUAGGACUCAGUAUUAACUUUAAUGUGGUGCUGUGUAAUAUCAACUGGAUCAGCCUGAACCACAGGCCUCUGUAAACAGCUACAGGCCUGGACCGUCCUCUGUCUCUGUCAGUAGAUGCUCUUGUCGUUGACGCUCUUGCUGUUCAAGCUCUAUCAACAUUUCACCCUCAUGUUCAGCUCAGACAGACUCACUGUCCCGGAUUAUGUCAGCCGGCUGCAGAGAGGGAGGAGCGGCUCCGGCUGCGAGCCCAAGCCGGUCUCCCCGGGUCUCAGCGCCGACGUCCAGGCUGCCCUGAAGGACUCCCUCCCCGCCCUGCGGGAAGCCAUCAGGAGCCUCAAAUCAGCAAAGGAGAACUCAGAUUCAGACGAGACCCGCAGGGCCAUCGCGGAGAUCUAUCAGCUUGUGGAGGAGGCCUGGGUUCUACCCACCGUGGGCCGUCAGGUGGCCGAGGAGAUGUGCAACAGGAUCCGGUUGGAUGGAGGCCUGGAGCAGCUGCUUCAGCUGCAGCAGACAUCAGCUGUGGAGAUCAUCUAUGAGUCUGCAAAGCUGCUGGAGCAGAUCCUGAUCUCAGAGAACAGGGACUAUGUAGCACGCAUCGGUCUGGGGGUCAUCCUUAACUUGACUCGACAGCAGAACGAUGCCCAGCUGGCUCGCAGCGUCUCCGGCAUCCUAGAGCACAUGUUCAAACACACGGCGGAAACGUCCGUCCACCUCAUCUCCAAUGGUGCCCUGGACGCCCUCCUCUUCUGGUGUAGGGGCACGGACCCCAUCGUGCUACGUCACUGUGCCGUGGCACUGGCCAACUGCGCAAUGUACGGCGGCCACCGCUGUCAGCGAUGGAUGAUUGAGAAGCAGGCGGCCGAGUGGCUCUUUCCUCUAGCGUUUUCCAAAGAGGACGAGCUCAUCCGCUUCCAUGCCUGCCUGGCCGUGACAGUUUUGGCUGCAAACAGGGAGAUAGAGAAAGAGGUGGUGAAAUCUGGAACCUUGGAGCUGGUGGAGCCGUUCAUUGCCUCUUUGGAUCCGGAUGACUUCGCCCGCUGCUUAUUGGACAGUGCAGACUGCAUGCAGGGAAAGACAGCAUCUGACCUUCAGCACCUUUUGCCAUUACUAGAUGGCACGAGAGUGGAGGGAAAAUGUAUUGCGGCCUUUUAUCUUUGUGUUGAGACCAGUAUCAAGUCUCGCCAGCGGAAUACCAAGAUAUUUCAAGAGAUUGGUGCAGUGCAGAGCCUCAAAAGAAUCGUCAUGUACUCCAGUAAUGGCACGGCCUGCAGUCUCGCCAAACGGGCCCUGAGUAUGAUGGGAGAAGAAGUCCCAAAACAAAUCUUGUCUUGUGUGCCCAACUGGAAGACCUGCGAGGUGCAGACAUGGCUGCAGCAGGUUGGCUUCAGUGCCUACAGUGACCGUUUUCAGGAGCUUCAGGUGGAUGGGGAUCUCCUGCUGAAUGUUACAGAUCAAGAUCUGAGCUCUGAUCUCAGCAUGGCUGCAGGUCUCACCCGCAGGAGGUUUCUGAGAGACUUACGUGUGCUGAAGACCUACGCCGACUACUCCACAUGUGACCCCGACAACAUGGCUGACUGGCUGGCCGAGGUGGAUCCCCGUUUUCGACAGUACACCUACGGUCUGGUCCAGUCAGGAGUGGACCGCAACAAUGUCGAGAACCUGACUGACCAGCAGCUGCAGCUCGACUGCCACAUUGACAACGGAGUCCAUCGAGCAAAGAUUUUGUCCGCCACACGCAGGCCAUUAAAGCCGUGCCACACAGAUGCCCAGCCUCCAGGGCCCGAUGUGUUCAUCAGCUACCGUCGAACCACCGGCUCCCAACUGGCCAGCCUUCUUAAGGUGCACCUACAGGUCAGAGGAUACAGUGUUUUUAUAGAUGUGGAGAAGCUGGAGGCCGGUAAAUUUCAAGACAAAUUGAUUCAGAGCGUACAGAGGGCACGAAACUUCAUCCUGGUCCUGUCCGCCAGCGCGCUCGAUAAGUGCAUGGGCGACACUGCCAUGAAGGACUGGGUGCAUAAGGAAAUAGUCACGGCCCUGGCUGGUAAAAUGAACAUCGUCCCUGUCACAGAUAACUUCAUGUGGCCAGACCCCACGUCCCUACCAGAGGAUAUGAGACCUAUUCUCAACUUCAAUGGCAUAAAAUGGUCCCAUGAAUAUCAGGAAGCCACGAUCGAAAAGAUCAUCCGCUUUCUCAAAGGACGCCACGACACAACCGACGCCCCAGACGAAUCCAAAGAGCAGAAGAAGAAAUAAGGCAAUCCAAGCGCACCUAUAAAACUGUUUGUGAUACCAUCUUCCACAUGUCCAGUGAACGGCUGUCUGCCCGUUUUCCCUGCUCUGCCUAAAAGCAUGAGAAGUAUAUGUCUAGUCUGUUUACACAAACGCCUCACAAACAGAUUUAAUCCUUAAACAAUAAGAUUUAAAAAGGGAAUUCCAGUCUGUAUGUGACGACCUUUAAGCCUUUAAUGUCAUUCCUCACUAACUGCUGUAUUGGUGUAGCCAUUUUCAGCAUAUGCCUUCGGUAUCUCAGGAAAGUGAGCGAUAGACCAGCUGUCAUUGGCACCCAGCAACUUCAUCCAUAGCAAUUUCUGAAGGCUCCACCAACCCCUCAGUCUCAAAAGUUCUUGUAUAUGCAGUUAUUGCAGUAAUCCUUUCUGUAACAUGCAUAUAAAAAAUAAAUAAAUUAGCCAAGGCCUCUGA